UUAAUGACUUACUUUUGGGUUAAAUAUUGGGUCGUCCAAUCGAUGACUCCACCGAUGACUUCUAAAUUAAUCAACUUGUAGCUUCCUAAUUUAACAGGUAGUUGAUCGUUGGGAUUGACCGUUUGAGCAAAACUUUCGAAAAACUCGCGGUAGUAAGUCAAAUAAUCGUCUUUAUUAGCCAUAAUCACUAGGAAAACUUAUCACAGGCACUUUUUGCUUGAACACUAUGUACACAAAGUUUCGUUGUUUACAGAGUUAACUGAUAUGUAUAUUUGUACUUUGAUUAAGAAUAGUUUCGCAGACGUAAUACUGUCGACUGGUAAAUUUAUUUUAUAAUUAUUUGGUGUUUAAUACCAUUCAUACACCUCUGACUCAUUCGCCUAACCCAACUAACAAAUCAGCGAUGAUAGGUUUCAUUUUGUUCCAGACAUGUUCACCAACAUUACAAAAAAAAAUCUCAAUGUUUACAUAACGCUCAAUUUCCAUACUAACUUUAUUACAUAAUUUACAUUAAUGUACAAUACGAGGAGAGAUCAGUUUGGGGCGGAAUCUCCCCUCUCAUUUCUUUGGAUUUAAUGUUUAGGUAACUAGCCUCGUAUUCCUUUUGGAUGUGUUCAGGGAGCGGCGAAUUCCAAUUUUCGGGGGGCGAUUUUCGUCGUGACCAUACGUCGUUCGAGAAAUGGGGCACGAGUCGUUCUUUACGUCUCCGUUUUUCAUUUUCUAUUACUUCUUUCUGCAAAAAUUUGCUCGAAACUAUUGACAAAAAAUUGAUAGUUACCGCUGAUUUCACAUCUUUGUUUUCACGCCACCGGCAACAAUUGUCAUAGUCUCUUUUCCAAGAAAUGCAGUCUAGAGUUUCGCCAAAAAUGAAAUAUUGAUGAAAUCUGCCUCUGAACGACGUACAUUCUUUAUAUUCUUCUUCAUAAACGGGGCAUGGACGGAUCUAAAAUUUUUCCUCGAAAAAACAAGAUUCGAUAGUAAAUUAAUUACCAGCCACUCGUCUUCAAUUUUUGGUUUAUCGUUUUCAUUUUUUUGGACUGAUUCAGUCAUGUUUUAAUUAAAAAUCCUUGGCAUUAUUUUGAGGUUAUAAUUUUCUAAUUUUUGAGUUGGUAGUGCGACACACGUGACUACUCGCAUUGUGAUUGGUCAAUCCCAAAUGCGGCCACUUACAAAAUUUUCGCGCCAAUGAAAGCUAAUCAUAAAAUAAUCGCUUUAUCAUCACGUAAAUUGAUAAGUUGAAUGGUACAUUGCAGUAGAUUGACCGCUUUGAUCUCUAAAGAGACAAAAUGUCGAAACUUGUUGGAAGUUAUGAUCACGAGAAAAGUGAAAAUUUAGACCAGUAUUAUUCAGCUUUGGGGGUUCCGUACAUUGCUCGUAAGAUGAUGAGUUUUACGAGUCCAAAACUGACAAUUGCAAAUAACGGUGAUUGUUGGACUAUUACAACAAUUACAAGGCUUAGGACGCUAAAGCUUGAAUUCAAAUUGGGGGAGGAAUACGACGAGGACAUGCCAGGAGGAACGUUGAAAAGCACAACUACGAUGGAAAACGAUUCGACUCUUGUAACUGUUUCAAUUGGUCCUGAAAAUACUAAAAUUAUUCGAACGUACGAGGCUACUGAUAAUGGAUGCGUUCUUACUUUGAAACAUGAGAAAAGCGGAACUGAAGGGAAACGGUACUUCAAAAAGGCUUAAAUUUUCCACUUAUUACUCUUAUAUUUGAGAUAUUGUAAUCUGGAUAUAAAUAAGUGUAAACUAAUUAAUUAACUUACGUAAUUAUAUGUAUAGGUGUUAUGUAGGAUGUGUCAAAUAAAAAUCAAGUGUGAUCGU
Tribolium madens (black flour beetle) is the source of this 1826-nucleotide messenger RNA. RefSeq names its product fatty acid-binding protein-like. Gene Ontology annotation, cellular component: nucleus; cytosol. The transcript is spliced from 4 exons. NCBI's taxonomy places the organism in Eukaryota, Metazoa, Arthropoda, Insecta, Coleoptera, Tenebrionidae. Bases 1287 to 1691 code for a protein of 134 amino acids. The record is from RefSeq and is a predicted model, not a curated record. Gene Ontology annotation, biological process: fatty acid transport. Gene Ontology annotation, molecular function: fatty acid binding.